Molecule: messenger RNA, 861 nt
Organism: Oppiella nova
Lineage: Eukaryota; Metazoa; Arthropoda; Arachnida; Sarcoptiformes; Oppiidae
Source: the annotation of a GenBank genome assembly
GUUAUAUUGUAUUAAUGUUUGACUACUUGUGUAUUCACUAAAAAUAAUUAACAUUUAAUUAUUAUAUGCUACGAAAUAACUAAAUAUUUUUGUGAUAAUAAAAUAUUUUUAAUAAAAAUGGAUAAAAUAUACUUCGCAUUUAUUUUACUGUUUUAUAUGGUUGCAUUAAUAUAUCCAAGUGAUGCCGUCCGGGCACCGGAGGGUAAAAAACUGGCAAAGGCGGUACAGUCCACGGAUAAUACCAGGGCCAUGUCCACCAUACUGAACAACCCUAGCAAACUCCAGUGCGGCAACCAAUCGGACUCCAUACUAGACUUUGCCUUGCACAAACUACUAAACCAAAAGUUCCCCACCAAUGCCCGUCAAUUACGUCAAUUUUGUAACCAGGCUCAACGUAUCAUCGAGUUUGUGGACGUAUUUUUGAAACAGUGUUUGAAUGAGUUCACCAAAAAGAUCGUGUCGUUUGUGUUUUUCCCGAUUAAACGCGAGUUUAAGACGGUUUGCAAGAGUGGUAAACCUGGUCCUAAGGCCAGGGAGCUUAUGGUUGCCUCUAAUUGCGGUAAUCACGCGAGACCUGGACUUCGGAAAUGCUAUAAUGUGUUCGUAGACCAGGAGCUGGGUAUGCAACAGGUUAUCCAAAAGCAACGUAUACCCAUGCGCAUUCAAUCAAUUACGUCAGUGUUUCAUAUCGGAGGCCGAGGAGGUAAAGCCAGCGAUAGGUGCGUUAAAGUAAUCAAUAAUAUACCGGAAAUCAAUAUGACUGACACCGAUCGACCAAUGUCAUUUAUAUCGCCACUAAUAACCAUAUUCGGUGACCUGGGUGAUGAUGAUAUCACUGUAUAAUUACCUUGAAACUAAUUA